This is a messenger RNA of Epithele typhae, 210 nucleotides long. RefSeq lists its product as uncharacterized. Lineage: Eukaryota; Fungi; Basidiomycota; Agaricomycetes; Polyporales; Epitheliaceae. The transcript has 2 exons. The record is from RefSeq and is a predicted model, not a curated record. Bases 1 to 210 code for a protein of 69 amino acids.
AUGUCCAGCACUUCCCUCACUGACAAGACAAGCUCUGCAAAAGACGUGCUGCGCUUCAGACUGCCAGGCCAGUCCAUCCUCGUCCUCGACAGCGCCGACGCCAUCUUUGAUUAUUUCGACAAAAGAUUCGUCAACACCUCCGACCUCACGCAGUCGAAUCCACUUCAGCACCGCCUUGAUGCCACAUGGACCCCGCUGGCGCGCGCAUAG